AUGGUUCCAUAUCUUGACUGCUUCCCUGAAGAAUUACUACGCCACAUUAUCAGGUAUUGCCAACCAUAUUCCACUACCGCUUUAGAACAGACUGCGCGUCGGUUUCGCGAAGUUACAAAUGAGCCCUUAUUGUGGCGUUACUAUUGUUUGAGCGACUUUAAAUAUUGGGCUCAAGAGCAUGAAUUUCCAAAGAAGGUUGCAGGUCCUGUACUGAGUGUGAACUGGAAGUCACUUUAUAAAUCAAAGCACUUAAGAUAUCGCGCAACCUGCCGUUCUUUGGAUGGCAUACUUGCAACCCAGACCAGACGCCUUGACAAGAUCCAAACAAUAAUAGAUCUCGGGUACGAUGCUAAGGAUGCCCUCUUGCAGAAUUUCUCAGUACACCCGGAAGUCGAAGAUUACCUAGCAAGAAGAUACUAUGCCGAAGCACUUCUAACCAGCUUGCACCGAAGUGUCGCUGUACGAGAAUGGGCUAGGCUGAAGAAUGGUGAGGAAUUAGCUCUAGAUAGAUUAUUGGGUGCAUUUGACCUUUUUAUCCCCAAGAGCGGUCUUAAGAGCUUGGAUGAGAUAAGCGACCGGCUGGAUGGGAUUUCCAUGCUGAUGAAUCUGGCUUACCCUGCAAUCGAUCGGCUUACAACUCGUGAUAAGGCUAGAGCUGUUGCGAGUUUCUUAAGGGUAAAUAAUCUUACGGGCAUCGAGCCUGAUAAGGAGUAUCAUUGCCUGGAACAUAACUUUUUAGGCAUUGCUUUGAGCGAUCCUCGGCAUAAUUCACUCCCUCUAGUGUCGGCCACUAUCUAUUGCUAUGUGGCCCAGCGUGUCGGAAUCGAUGCCAGGCCAUGUGGCUUUCCUUUCCAUGUUCAUGUGAUAGUCCUGCCACCGAGUGGCUGUGAUGUCGACGGUAACAUUCUUGAAGCUGGAAGGCAGGGGACCCCGAUGUAUAUGGACCCGUUUCGAUCAGACCUUGAUACACCAGUUGCCGAUCUGGAAUAUCAGUUGGCCUUCCUGGGUACAUCUCCUACGGAGCAGGCGAACUUUCUAGGCGUAUCUCAACCAUUAGAGAUUGUUCUGCGAUGCAGCAAAAAUAUACUGAAUUCCUUGCGACACCUGGCCCAGAUCUCACAUAAAGAGCUGACAUCAGUUGAUGUGAUUGGUGCUAAAUAUGCUGCUAUUUGGUCGUCUAUGUUACUUUCUUAUGGUACUAGGCCGACAGAAUUCAGACAUAACCUGCAAUGGCUGAUUGAGCUUCUCAAUACCGAAUUUCCGCUGGAUAUACACCUGGUUGAACAGUAUGUCAUUCCUCUCAUUCAUGGGUUGCCUGAGUAUCAAGAUAUACUUCAGAGCCUUCAUGCAAUGCGCGGAAUGGACGAGAUACCCAGGCGGGUGAAGCGGCGCUCUUCUCAGGUCUCCGAGAUCAAGUAUAAAGUCGGUCAAGUGUUUAGACAUCGUCGAUACGGAUACCGGGCUGUCAUUACAGGCUGGGACGUGGAGUGCGGUGCAGGGGAAGAAAGGAUCAGAAGGAUGGAUAUCGAUUACUUGAAGGGUGGCAGGCAUCAAAACUUUUAUCAUGUACUGUAUGUCUUGCUUGGCUUUUGUUUUGGCUAUGUUUUUGACGCUGACCUUGUCUCUAGUGUCGAGGAUAGGAGUAUUCGUUAUGUUGCCGAGGAGAAUAUCGAGCAUAUGGAACCUGAAUUGUCCGAUAUUCCGCUAGCUCUUGUUUUUGUAGCAGGGAAAUACUUCAAGAGGUGGGAUGAAUUGACCAAAACAUUUGUCAGUAACAUCCAGGACGAAUAUCCAGAACGUUAG
This is a messenger RNA of Aspergillus heteromorphus CBS 117.55, 1803 nucleotides long. RefSeq names its product YccV-like-domain-containing protein. The coding region runs from base 1 to 1803 and encodes 600 amino acids. NCBI's taxonomy places the organism in Eukaryota, Fungi, Ascomycota, Eurotiomycetes, Eurotiales, Aspergillaceae. Gene Ontology annotation, molecular function: protein binding; DNA binding. The record is from RefSeq and is a predicted model, not a curated record. The transcript is spliced from 3 exons.